Messenger RNA from Colletotrichum spaethianum, 717 nucleotides. RefSeq names its product vacuolar calcium ion transporter. The transcript has a single exon. The coding region runs from base 1 to 717 and encodes 238 amino acids. The record is from RefSeq and is a predicted model, not a curated record. Gene Ontology annotation, biological process: intracellular calcium ion homeostasis; calcium ion transmembrane transport. Gene Ontology annotation, cellular component: fungal-type vacuole membrane. Gene Ontology annotation, molecular function: calcium:proton antiporter activity. Lineage: Eukaryota; Fungi; Ascomycota; Sordariomycetes; Glomerellales; Glomerellaceae.
AUGAAGAAAGCCUCCCCUGAUCCCCCCAAUAUAGACAGCGUACGCUCUGGUGCACCCGGAUCCGCGCAUGGCGCCCCUCGCAGCCCCUCGAAUCGAUCCGACGACGCAGGUAGACCGACAGACAUAAUCACCGACCUCCCCCGCAACUUGUCCAGCAAGUCGUCCUCCUUCCUCGCGGCCCAGCGAGGUAACAACGCAACAACCUACACCACGGCUUCCACCGCCAGCAGAAAUCAUGGCGCCGCCAGCGGUGUCUCUCCCCAUCACAUCGCCGUCGCCGGCUCGUCUCUCGGCUACCCGGACGGCAUCACCGACAAAACCAGCCCCCGCACCUUCGAGGAUGUUGCCGCAUCGAAGGAGGCUUCGCGGCAGGGGCCUCUCGUAGGCGACGGCGCCGUCUCCUCCCGGGAGACCAGUAACAAACCCUCCGAUCAGAAGCCAAAGAUACCCGUCUUCACCCGCUUCUACCUCACGUGCAAGAUGAUCCUGUUCCACAGCUGGGUCAACGUGCUCCUCGUCUUCGUGCCCAUUGGCAUCGUCGUCGAGGCCCUCCACCUCAACCCGGGCAUCGUCUUCGCCAUGAACGCCAUCGCCAUCAUCCCCCUCGCCGGCCUGCUCAGCCACGCCACCGAGUCCGUCGCCAGCAAGCUCGGCGAUACCAUCGGCGCCCUCCUGAACGUGACCUUCGGCAAUGCCGUUGAGUUGAUUAUCUUGUAA